AGAGGAGGGGAGAGAGAGAGAGGACAUACAGUCAGGCUCCAGCCAGAACAGCGUCUCAGUGACUAACCACUGACUCCCUGUUAUGCAGCAGAGCUGAUGAUUCAACACACUAGAGGCACCAUGGCAGCUGGAUUGAGGCUGAUGAUCUUGCUAGUGUUGCUGCUGUGUUGUUGGCAACUGACUGCAGGCAAAGAAGGAAAAUCCAAGGGAAAGAAAGGCAAGCAAGUUGUGUGUCCAUCCCAGUUGUCCCCAGAAGACUUGGCCCAGGUUCCGCCCAACUCCACCUCUAACAUUUUGAAUCGUCUGAUGGUCAGCUAUGACCCAAGAAUAAGGCCUAACUUUCAAGGUAUCCCAGUUGAGUCCAGAGUGAACAUCUUCAUCAACAGCUUUGGAUCCAUUCAGGAGACCACUAUGGACUAUAGAGUGAACAUAUUUCUUCGUCAGAGAUGGAAUGACCCUCGCCUACGACUUCCCACUGACUUCAAGAGUGACGCACUAACUAUUGACCCCAACAUGUUCCAGUGUUUGUGGAAACCAGACCUUUUCUUUGCCAAUGAGAAAAACGCUAACUUCCAUGAUGUCACACAGGACAACAUUCUGCUCUUCAUCUUCAGGAACGGAGAUGUCUUGAUUAGUAUGAGGCUGUCAGUGACGUUGUCUUGUCCCUUGGAUCUUACACUCUUCCCAAUGGACACACAGAAGUGUAAGAUGCAGCUGGAGAGCUUUGGCUAUACCACCAGUGAUCUUGUGUUCAUGUGGCAGUCUGACCCUGUUCAGAUGGAUGAGAUUGCUCUCCCUCAGUUUGACAUCAAACAAGAGGACAUAGUAUAUGGAAACUGCACAAAGUACUACCAAGGAACAGGAUACUACACCUGCGUUGAAGUGAUUUUUACAUUGCGUCGGCAGGUUGGUUUCUACUUGAUGGGAGUUUAUGCUCCAACUCUAUUGAUUGUUGUUCUGUCCUGGUUAUCAUUCUGGAUCAACCCUGAUGCCUCAGCUGCAAGGGUACCAUUGGGUAUUUUAUCAGUGCUUUCUCUGUCCAGUGAGAGUAUGUUAUUGGCCUCAGAGCUACCGAAGGUUUCAUAUGUAAAAGCCAUCGAUAUCUGGCUCAUUGCCUGUCUACUUUUUGGGUUUUCAUCGCUUGUGGAAUAUGCUGUGGUACAGGUGAUACUCAACAGUCCCAAACUGAUUGAGGAAGAGAAAGCCAAAAUGGCAACGAAAGAGAAAGCUUUGCAAGAGAAAGAGGGAAAAAAGACUUCAAAUAAAACUAACAACACAGUGAAUGGGACUGGUGGAACGCCCAUACAUGUCAACACUCUGCAGCAGGUGGUAGAAACUCGCUGUAAGAAAGUUUGUACCUCCAAGUCGGACCUUCGCUCCAAUGACUUCAGCAUCGUGGGAUCUUUACCUCGAGACUUUGAACUUUCCAACUUUGACUGUUAUGGAAAACCAGUUGAAGUGUCUGGGGCCCUCAAAUCCCAGAACAAAGCCAACAAGAAACCCCCACCACCCAAACCCGUCAUACCUGCUGCUGCCAAACGCAUUGACCUCUAUGCAAGAGCCCUCUUCCCCUUCUCCUUCCUUUUCUUCAAUGUGGUUUACUGGUCUGUCUAUCUGUGAGGGGGAGAAGAGGAGAACAGAAUGAAAAGAAAGUGGUUUGUAUCUUGUAGUUGAGACUACAGGAUACCACAUUGACACUGCAUUGAACUUACAAAUGACAUAGCAAAUUCAUAUGCUGAACUAUAUACUGUUAAAAGCAAGAAUCGCAACAUUUCAGAGCCAUGUUUGCAGAGCUGCAGAGACCUCUGUGGUCCCUGAGAGUUACUGCAAAUCACCAGAACUACAAAACCUCGAGGCUGCUGGUUUGAGUCCCCUUUAAAUCCAGGCAUUAAGUAGGCACUGCAUGUGUGUCUCAGUCUGAUACAGGACAUUGUGUUUCAUGUAAACUAAACCCUGCUGUGGUGACAUCAAUACACCUACGCUGUGCAUUAGUAAUACAUGCUUUUCACUGAGGGUAGGAUUACUGGUUACACUUUAUUCAAAGUUAUAGAACUCCAAAUUGGCAAAUAAUAACUAAAUAUGGCAUU
Epinephelus lanceolatus (giant grouper) is the source of this 2087-nucleotide messenger RNA. Its product is annotated as glycine receptor subunit beta-like. Gene Ontology annotation, cellular component: postsynaptic membrane. NCBI's taxonomy places the organism in Eukaryota, Metazoa, Chordata, Actinopteri, Perciformes, Serranidae. Gene Ontology annotation, molecular function: extracellularly glycine-gated chloride channel activity; transmembrane signaling receptor activity. The record is from RefSeq and is a predicted model, not a curated record. Gene Ontology annotation, biological process: monoatomic ion transmembrane transport; chloride transport.